Molecule: messenger RNA, 1790 nt
Organism: Paramacrobiotus metropolitanus
Lineage: Eukaryota; Metazoa; Tardigrada; Eutardigrada; Parachela; Macrobiotidae
Product: BTB/POZ domain-containing protein KCTD5-like
Exons: 5
Coding region: 593-1234 (213 amino acids)
Biological process (GO): protein homooligomerization; proteasome-mediated ubiquitin-dependent protein catabolic process
Cellular component (GO): cytoplasm; Cul3-RING ubiquitin ligase complex
Molecular function (GO): cullin family protein binding
Source: RefSeq, a predicted model, not a curated record
GGCACUCAUCCUUUCAUCUGCUUCUUUCCGCAUUUUCUCACAACCGUCUCUGUUGAAACGGCAAGUCUGUAUGAGCGCGUACGUGCCAUGGCCAAGGAGCGUCCUAAGCACACAAUAUGAUUAUCGGGUUCUUCCCUUCUCUGCCUGCACUGUUUUCUGUGGAGACGGAGAGCCGCUAGCCCGCUUGGUACGAAUAUAUCGGUGACAAGGGUGCUGUAAGCAAAUCAAGCUCAGCCUGCCUGACUCGGUGUAUUUGUAAGCGCAGAACGGGAGAGAGCGACAACAUCUCCACGUCUGAGUGAAUCGAUCAAAUCUUUUCUUUUCCCGUUUUACCAGUCCCUUAAGCAAGGAAAAUCUGUUUUGAGUUUUCCGUCAUAUCCAGGUCUAUUCGCUCACUGUUGGACUACUGCAUCGCGCUACCGAGCAGUUACAUGUGUUGUGGUGCUUAAUUAAUCUGUGUUGCUAUUCCGUGUGCUGUUUUAUUUCCUGGAUUAUAUCAGCUUUGGCUGGGCAUUGUUGCUGCUAUUCAUCGCUGUGGACACGAGCUCCCCAUUUUUGUUGAUCGUUGUGGAUCAGUGCGUACAGCGUGUGCAUGGCCGUCAAUCAUACGGGCGGCAUGGAGAACGGAACGGAUGCUCGUAAAUCAUCUUCGAAAUGGAUCCGUUUAAAUGUCGGUGGGACGCACUUCUGCACGACCAAAGUCACGCUUGCCCGCGAUCCCCACAGCUUCCUCUACAGACUGUGCCAUGGCGAUCCGGAUCUCAGCUCGGAUCAGGACGAAACGGGAGCCUAUCUGAUUGAUCGUGAUGCAACAUACUUUGGACCUGUUCUCAAUUUCCUUCGACAUGGGAAGUUGGUCCUCGAUAAGAAUCUCGCGGAAGAAGGUCUCCUUGAAGAAGCCGAAUUUUACAACAUAAAAGACCUUAUUUACCUGGUGAAAGACCGGAUUGUGGAGCGGGACCGUGAAAGGGACAAGGCAUCGAUGAAACGCGUAUACCGGGUCCUGCAGUGCCAUGAGGACGAGCUGACGCAGAUGGUUAGUACCUUGUCGGAUGGAUGGAAAUUUGAGCAGCUGAUCAACGUCGGCUCCUCGUACACGUACGGGAAUGAGGAUCAUGCUGAGUUCCUCUGUGUGGUAUCGCGCAGCACUCCGACCCGCGUGGAGACCAACGAAAAGCAGGCCGAACCCACGGAUCGGGGCAAGUACCUUCAGCAGAAAGGAUCCAGGAUGUAAAUAAUCAUAACUGAAGGCACGGGUGCGGGAAUAUUUUGUUGGCUUUUAUCUGCUCUUCUUUUGCGACCGGGCGGCAUUUACCUAACGCCACGGAAGAGAAGGGAAAUCGUUUUGAUCUGCCAGUUUGUGUGUCUCUCUCUCUCUUUCGCACCGACUGCACACUAUCGCCCCCACAUCAACAAUACCGCGGACCAUGGACCUUUCAGAAACUGUCGUGAACUCACUAUUGCUGAUGGGAAAUGCAAAGCGCAACGGAGUGUUGAUUGAUGUUUUGUUUUACCGUUUUUUGUGUAAUUGUACGAAAUGACGUCGUGGUGGUUUUAAUUGUUGUAUCGUUUUUUGUUUGACAGCCGACGGGUACACGGUACCGAUGGCGUGGUUAUUUUGUACAGAUUGUGGCAGCUGUUGUAAUGUUCCUUGCACUAAUUAAUCCUAAUUUUCAGACUGGUCUCUCCGAGAAUUGUCCGACACACUCUGGAUCUGGUUUUCGCGCAUGUCAGACUAGUGUACCUGACUCACUUUCGAAAUGACUGCAUAACAAAAUUUUGGCACACGG